Molecule: messenger RNA, 1104 nt
Organism: Cricetulus griseus (Chinese hamster)
Lineage: Eukaryota; Metazoa; Chordata; Mammalia; Rodentia; Cricetidae
Source: RefSeq, a predicted model, not a curated record
CUUCGAAUAACCGUCUGGUCCCUGUGCACAAAAUCUGUAUCUUACAUCAAGUAUCCCAAAGCCUGUCAGCAGGACUUUGACACCGACACCCAGGACCUCACAGGGAUCGAGUGGGCCCCGAAUGGCUGUGUGCUGGCAGCGUGGGACAGCUGCUUGGAGUACAAGGUCCUGCUGUACUCCUUGGACGGCCGCCUGCUCUCAGCAUACUGCGCCUAUGAGUGGUCCCUGGGCAUCAAGUCUGUGGCUUGGAGUCCUAGCAGUCAGUUCCUGGCCAUUGGGAGCUACGACGGAAAGGUGCGCCUCCUUAAUCACGUGACCUGGAAGAUGAUCACCGAGUUUGGGCACCCUGCAGCCAUUAAUAAUCCCAAGGCAGUUGUGUAUAAGGAAGCUGAGAAGAUCCCAGAGCUGGGGCUGGGCCACCUGUCCUUCCCACCACCCCGAGCAAUGGCUGGUGCCCUCUCUACCUCAGAGAGCAAAUAUGAGAUCGCCUCUGGGCCAGUUUCCUUGCAGACUCUGAAGCCGGUAGCUGACAGAGCGAACCCUAAGAUGGGUGUGGGGAUGCUGGCUUUCAGUUCUGACAGCUACUUCCUGGCAACAAGAAACGACAAUGUCCCUAAUGCUGUGUGGAUCUGGGACAUUCAGAAGCUGAAGCUGUUUGUGGUCCUAGAGCACAUGUCUCCAGUGCGCACAUUUCAGUGGGACCCACAGCAGCCACGGCUGGCCAUCUGUACAGGGGGGAGCAAGGUGUACCUGUGGUCCCCAGCAGGCUGUGUGUCGGUGCAGGUACCUGGUGAAGGUGACUUUCCAGUGCUUGGACUGUGCUGGCAUUUAAGUGGGGAUUCCUUGGCCCUCCUUAGCAAGGAUCACUUCUGUCUCUGCUUCCUGGAGACCAAGGAGGAAGUUGGCACAGCCUGUGGACAACGGGACGGCCAUGCCUAGGACCUGAGUGGAAUCAGAGGCAGCGGAUUCUGCUGGUCCCAACACAAGCAACAUCUGCACAGGCUCUCCAGAUGGGAUACUUGGUGCUCAGUUUUCUGUAGUGAGGUGUUUCUGUAAAUAUGUAUAAAGUUGUAAUAUAAAAGAGGUAUUUGCUAAUCCACGGAA